This is a messenger RNA of Lonchura striata (white-rumped munia), 4077 nucleotides long. The record is from RefSeq and is a predicted model, not a curated record. NCBI's taxonomy places the organism in Eukaryota, Metazoa, Chordata, Aves, Passeriformes, Estrildidae.
GGAGUGUGCGGGACAGAUCCCCCGCCGCAGCGAUGGAGCCCCGGUGCCCGUCCUGGCUGCAGCUCUGCCCCCGGCCGUGCCGCCUCCUGCUGCAGGCUCUGUCCUCGGGCCCCGCCGGGGCGAUGGCCGCGCUGCGGGUGCUGCAGCGGGGCCAGCCCCACGAGGGGCCGGGCCAGCCGUUCUCCUGGCAGGCUCUCACCGCAGCCCUGUGCGCCCAGGAGCCCUGCCUGGAGGGGCCAGAGGACAGCCUGGCUCUCAAGCCACGGCUGCUGCUGCUGCCCGUUCUGUGCCAGAGAAACCUCCUCUCCCUGCUCCUCGUGGUGCAGGAUGCAGUGCCACGGGACUGCCUUGAGCAGCUGCUCCAGGCCCUGGAGCAGGAUUCCCAUGUGGAUCCCUGGGUGCAGACGCUGGGGGAUCUGCUCCGGCGGGGACUGAAGGCAGAGGAGAGCUCCCCAUGUCCCCCUGCCCUGUCUUCUGCGUGCCAGCAGCAGCUUAAGGGCCUGUGCCAGAAAAUUGCCCAGAAGAAACCAGAGGGGCAAAGAAAAUUGAACUGGUGCUUCAGCAAGCAGCCUGGUGCCCCUGACUAUGUGCCUCAAGGUGGGAAGCGUAAGGAAGUGCCAGAGGAGAACCUGGAGUUGGACAAUGAGAGAGAGGGGAAGAGGUUGUUGCUGGAGGAGGCGGCAUUUGAGCCCCUGGGGCCCCAGGAAUGUGGAGAUGAGGCAGGGGUGGAAGAGGAGGUGCCUGAGGAGCCUUCAGGGGAUGCAUCUGCUCAGAGCACAGAUAAAGCUGCUCGGGACAGCUCCCAGCAGGAUGCAGCUGGGGAGCUCAGGAAGAUUUCCCAGACAGAGCUGGCAGCCGAGGUCCAAUCCUUUGUCCAGAUGCAUGGACAGGGGCUGAAAAUGCUGCUGCUGCAGGAGUCCAGCCACUCCGAGCUGCACACCCUGCCCAAGCUGAGCAUCCUGAACAACUGCUCCCCCAGCCAGCUCGAGGGGCUGUGCUCCUUCCUCCAGCUCUCCACGUGCCCAGAGCCCUUCCUGCUGCGUUUCUGCAGCUGGCUGCUGGCUCUGAGCCCUGACCUCAGCUACACCAGCGCAGCCAUCCUGGCAGAGCAGCUCUUCCUCAGGCGAGUCCUGUCCCUCACCCAGCCGCCUUCCCGACACCUCAUGGCUGCCCUGACUUCGUUUUGCUCCAAAUAUUCCCAUCCCUUCUGCCGUGUGCUGGUGGCUGCGGUGCUGCAGGGGCCAGGGGAAGGUGCUGAGCAGACCAAGCUGCUGUGCGAGCUCGUGGAGGAGUGCCUGGAGCCACACGCUGUGCAGCUGGUGCUGAGCCAAGUCCUGGAGGUGCCUUUGUCAGAGAAACUCCUGCCAGUGCUGCAGGCCGUGCUGGGGCGGCAGGAGGUGCUGCCCCCGGAGCUCUUGGAUCUCCUGGUCCUGACCCUGUGCCAGCAGGCUCCAGCCUUCGCCACCUCGCUCAGCUUCGCCAAGCUGGUGACGGCCGUGCUGACGGCGUGUCAGAGCCAGGUCAGCCCAGCUCACCGGAGCAGCCUGGCUGCCGUGCUGGAGAGGAGCAGUGCAGCUCUGAAGAAAUCGCUGCAGGCGGUGCUGGAAGGGGCCAGGUGACAGCCAAAAGGAAUCGUGAGGGGUCAGCUUCCUUGUGUGGAGGACACUCAUUGCACAGCAGCAGCCACAGCCACCCCUCCCUGGCUUCUCCCUGCUCAGGUGGGACCCUGCGAGUGGGGUCUGUUCCCCCAGAGUGCCCAGGGCUGCCCCUGGUCUGAGGGGCUCUUGCUGAGCAGUGCCAUCCCAGCCCCCCCACACUCCCGGGGGCUCAGAGGGGUUUUGGUUGAACAAUUCAGGUUUUUCAGGUGUUUCUGUGUGUGUUCUGCCUCGGGCCUGCCACACUCUGCAAGGUGACCUGGCCCUCCUGUGCUGGGGCAGGGCUGUGGGGGCCAGGCAGGACACAGCCCACGGAGAACUUCCAGGCCCUGGGUUCUUACUGCCCAAAACCCAUCACUGAGCCAGCACAGACAUUGGAUUGAGGCUGCACGAAGUUGAUAAUUCUGGAUUUAGCUCACUAUCUUGAGCUGGGCUGCUGUUUGUAUAUCUGAUCUGCUGGGAUUUACAGACCUCUGGCUGCAGCAGAGUGGGAUUUUACUGAAUUCCAGCUGAAUUUAGCUGGGAAAUUUGAGUGUUCUGCUUUAAAUCCACCUUUCUAUCCUGUUUGCCUGGCCCGUGAGGGGCCCUGCUGACACAUUUCUGGUGAUGAUGACCCUACUCAUUGCCCUAAUAGAAAAUCUUGUGUGGCAUGACUCUGCUCAAAGUUCUGUCCUGUAUUCUUGAAAAUACCCACUGGAAACCUCAUCUAGGCACCUCCUGGUCUGAGAACUGAGAAGAAAAGGCUGGGACAGAGUGGAGACUCAGGCACGUAGAGCUAGGGUUUCAGUGGAGGUUUUGAAUCAUUGCAUUCAGGAGCUUCAGAAACUAUUUAAAAAUCCAUAAACAUCUACAAAGGGAGAAGGAGAAUUAAAACUUGCAGGUGUGACGUGUGACUGCUCCAGGUUUGCACAAUAAUGUUUAUAUCCCAACCAGAGGAAGGAAACUCUGAAGCAUUAGGUGACACUCUUAAGGCUGAGAGCCAGAUUUCUUUAUAUAAGAAUCCCUUAAGCUAUUUUAGGUGACAGGGGACUGAUGAGGCUUCAAAGUCCUCAUUAGCUGCAGGAUAGAAACCUCCAGGGAGCCAGAUUGUUGAUGUGUUUGCAUUCCAGUGAGUUAGUGGCUGAGUAAAGUGAAGCUAUUGUAGGGCUGCCCAAAAUACGACAUAAAUAGAAAUUGUGCCAUGAUCAUCAAGGUCUAAGCCCUGCUCUUCUGGCUUUAUUAGGUAGCAGGCUCUGAUCUUUGCAGUUUCCCUGCAGAGCUUCUACCAAGUGACCUCGGUGUCAUUGUCCCCAGUGCUCUGUCUGGCUGUGGCUGUUGGUCACAUGGAGGUGACCAGUGGCUUGUGGCAAGUCCCUCUUGGUCCUGUUUUUGCUCUUGGCUGCAGCUCCUCGUGUGCUGUGGGUUCCUCUGAGGUGUACAUGCAGAUAACAAUCCUGUAAGGAGAGCUGGGAGCACACCCUGGGGACACUGCACAUGCUGGUGGAACACUUUAUAUGGAGGUUGGCAGCACAGAAAACUUCACUUUUGACUCCUCUUGACCCUUUAAGAGCUUAAAAAUCCAUCCUGAACAGUGCAGAGAGGUGGAUGCAGCAUAAAACAUCAGUCAGAUUUUAUAGUUCAGCAGAACCUUGGCCAAGGGUGGCAGGAGUUCCAGGACUGGCUUUGUCCUUGUCCUGGUUUAAGAGUGGUGAUGGUGAAGGGAAUGGUCUGAAGCUUUGUCUGAGACCUUUCCUAGGUGAUUUUCAUCCAGUUUACUUGUGAUAAUUGGCAGUGGUUCCUUACCUGCUUCCUCUUCUGUCUGUAGAGUUUUACUUCACAUUACAGAGGGGAAUUCCCUUUUUGGCCUAGUAGUUCUUGGGUUUUUUUAGAGGAAAUUCUUCAUAUGCAGUUGCAUGGGUUGUCUGUCCACUCUGCUGCCUCCACACCCUCCACAGGGAUUUUUGAACCAGUUUCAUGACAAGAUGAUUCCUCAACUGCCCCAGUGCCUUCGUGGGGCUGUGGUCAGGCAGCAGUGAACCUUUGGGGUGAGCAGGCUUGUUAAACACCAGACAUCUGAGCCAUGCUGGGGCCUUGGGCCAUGCAGCACCUUGUUGGAAAGGGCUGAAACUCAGUGAUUUUCCUGAAAAUGCCCUGUCUCCAUCCCCCAAGGGCUGCCCUUCUCCAAACAGGAGCUCCAGGUUGUUGCUGUUUCCCCUCCUGCAGCAGUGCCAGGGGUCACCCCACUUCUCCCUGGAGGUAACUGCAUGUCCAGUGACAGCCUGCUAAUCUCAUGUGUAAUCCCCAACGUGCUGAUGCAAUUCUACCUGGAAACCUGGGGGCUGUGACACCCAAAUGUGAGGCUGAACUGCUCUGGGGGAGGCUCAGCAAUAUUUAUUUUUUUCACUUGGGAUUUAAAACUGAAUAAAAAGGAAGAGCAGUUUUC